Molecule: messenger RNA, 1271 nt
Organism: Cyclopterus lumpus (lumpfish)
Lineage: Eukaryota; Metazoa; Chordata; Actinopteri; Perciformes; Cyclopteridae
Gene: mrpl17
Product: mitochondrial ribosomal protein L17
Exons: 3
Coding region: 144-638 (164 amino acids)
Biological process (GO): translation
Cellular component (GO): ribosome; mitochondrial large ribosomal subunit
Molecular function (GO): structural constituent of ribosome
Source: RefSeq, a predicted model, not a curated record
CGGCGCACCACCAAUGUCAAAAACUCCGCUCUGCCUUGACUGACCUCGGGAUUUGUAAUGACGUCGCGCUAACUGCUUUUAAAGACAGACAGAGGGUUUAGCUUCACAUCUAUUUACGUUGAAGGCCAAUCGAACCGGACAAGAUGCGCCUCACGUUGCAAAUGUUGAUCUCGCACGGCCGGGUGGCCCGGAAGAUGGGUCUCGGUCCGCAGUCCCGACUCAACAUGCUGCGGAACAUCUUGACCGGACUGGUCCGACACGAGAGGAUCGAAACCACGGCGGCCCGAGCGGACGAAGUCGUCUUCUACGCCGAAAAGCUCGUGGACUACGCCAAGAAGGGAGACACUGAUGAGAAGGCGAUGAAAAUGGCCACGUUUUGGCUGACGGAAAAGGAUCUGGUGCCAAAGCUCUUCAAGGUCCUUGCUCCGCGGUUCGAGACUCUGUCGAAAGGCUACACGCGGAUGGCACGCCUUCCCAACAGAGCGAACCUGGACAGAGCAAAGAUGGCCGUCGUGGAGUACAAAGGCAACCCCUUCCCACCUCUUUAUCCUGUGAAAAAAGAGAAUGAACUGACACUCCUCAACCAGCUGCUCAAAGGCUACAGAGAGGAGAGGGGAGCGUUAUCCACCAAAGCCUAACUAUCAACCUCCUGGUGUUGGAUCAGGGGUUGUGGAUGCUGAAGGAUGAUGGUCAGGUGCUGAAAUGACUCCGAGGAGUCACUUGCAGAGGCUGCAGAUUGUGGCUUAUUGACACUGAUCCAUUUCUUCAACGAAAAACUGUUCAAAAGUCAAGAACAAUUCUUUUUAAGGAUUUCUGACCGGUUAUGUAUUAAUAAAUAUUAUCUGUUAACAGAACUAAGAGAUUUAAGCCUAACUUUUUCUUAACAAGUUUGGCCAAACCAGUCUGAUACAAAGGAAAUAUACUGAAUUUAGUAUUGCAAUUCCAUUAAAUAAGGGGACAUGUCAAAAGUGGUCCUCAAAGCAGAAGAUGAGGAUAUAUCCUGACUUUUACUCUGUAGUUCGGGUCAAGCUCCAAAACCACUGGAUCCUACAUUUACCAUAAUGCAUCUGUGAUUAAAGCCCACAUGCUUCUUAUAUUCCACUUCAUUCAGAAACAGAAAUUGGGCAUUUCUGGAGAAUCCCUUCAUGAUGAAUGUGUGAACAUGCUCUUAUGCUGUAUUAUAUUACACUAUAUAGUGUUUUAUUAUGUUGUCCUCUUGGCGGACAAACCAAAAAAAUAGAAGCACAAAUAAAGUCAGUCAUUUCCUUUUU